AUGGCACCCUCUAUCGACGAUGGCGCCAAACUUACAGGCCUUGCUGCGUUGUCACAAGGCACUCCACUCCCUGGCGUGCCCAAAUUUAAAAACUUUGAGACGCAAAGGGAAUAUAUGCUAAAUCACAUGGCGGGUGCUUUCAGAGUAUUUGCUCGACACGGUUUCGUCGAAGGAAUGGCAGGCCAUAUCAGUAUGCGCGACCCCGAAAAUCCGGACCUUUUCUGGACAAACCCUCUAGGGAUUCACUUUGGACUUAUUAAUCCAUCCGACAUGAUUCUAGUCAACGAAGACGGAGUCGCUGUCGGCGGGAAUAUGUCUCGACCAGCAAAUGCUGCCGGGUUCCUGAUUCAUAGCGCAAUCCAUCGAGCUAGACCGGAUGUGAAUGCCGCAUGUCACUUCCAUUCUACGUACGGCAAGGCUUGGUCGACAUUUGCACAGCCCCUGGAAAUGCUAAAUCAAGAUGUUGCCAUCUUCUACGGCGCACAAAGUGUGUAUAAAGAGUUCGGCGGCGUUGUUCUUAAGGAGGAAGAAUCGACGGCAUUAGCUGAGAGUCUUGGUCAAGGGAAAGCCAUGAUAUUACGGAAUCAUGGUCUCCUAACUGUUGGCCAGACUGUGGAUGAAGCCGCCUAUCUCUUUCUCCUGAUGGAAAAAAGUUGCAUGAUCCAACUAGCCGCUGAUGCGGCCGCGGCAUCUGGCCGGGAAAAAUUAUACAUCGAUGACGAAGCUGCGCGAUUUACUUAUGAGAAUACUAGUGACCCAGAGAGCCUAUUCGCGGAGUUCCAGGGCUAUUUGCAAUGGGAAUCAGCUGUAUCACACGAUGGAUACAAGGCCAUGGGAUGUUGA
Molecule: messenger RNA, 843 nt
Organism: Penicillium crustosum
Lineage: Eukaryota; Fungi; Ascomycota; Eurotiomycetes; Eurotiales; Aspergillaceae
Exons: 3
Coding region: 1-843 (280 amino acids)
Cellular component (GO): cytoskeleton
Molecular function (GO): actin filament binding
Source: RefSeq, a predicted model, not a curated record